AUGAUAGUUGCGAUUCAAACUCAUCAGGUUCUGACAACUCCUGGCGUUGUUCUGCGUACCUUAUUCUCGGCCCUAUCGGAUGUGGCAAAACUUCUUUGGUUUCAUGCGAAUACUGGUUCUCGAAAAUCCUCAAACAUGCGCUUGUCUUCAUUUUUCCAACCCCGAAAGACGGCCACGAAAAAGCGUCCCUUAAAGGAAACUUCAAAAAACACUGCUUCCGAUCUCCAGGGUCUCAAACUCAACAACAAGUCGCUGGUGCUUUUUGACGAGGUGGACGUUCUGUUCGACUCGGACCGUGGCUUUUGGAGCGCAGUUGGACGACUCCUUCAACUGGGCCGCCGGCCAAUCCUGCUGACUGCCACCGACCCGGCAGUAGUUCAUCGAAUCCCUGUGGCCUUUCAAAUUUGCAAUUUGAUGCCUCUCCAGUCACCGGUCCUUCUGAAACCCCUUUUACGUCGCAUUUGCGAAUCACAAGGCGCCGUUUUAACCAAUUCGUUAAUGCAAGUUGUCACUGCUAAGGUAUUUGAGGAACAGUACUGUGAUAUACCCAGUCGGACUGUUUCAACCGCAAAGUGGCUAGUGGACAAUGGACAAUUUUUCAAUGUUCGACAGUCGAUUGUGCAAUUACAGUGGCUUCUGGCGUCUGGUGGCCUGGGCAUCGAUCAGGUAUCGAUUAUUUCCGUUCACCUUCACUAUUAUUCCCUACUUGUCUUACUUUCGUGUUUUAAGGGUUCUCUGUGGCCUCAGUGUUUCAUGGCUUUUGUUCACUUAGACCAUUCUUUAGCCACUAAGACCGACCAUAGCGACCUCAUUGGAAGGCUAUCCGCCGCAUUCCAUCGUCUCUUUAGUCUUUCCUUUGUGCACAAAACCAGCUCCCAGACUUCUUCCGAAAACCCUCCACCGGCACCACUUUCCGACGACUUUGUAAAAAUAUUUGAGUCUGAUAACGAGGAACAGCAACCUGCCGCGGAUUCUGACACCAAACGACAAAUUUUUUUUUUUCACCUUUAUUGUCAGAAGAUCACGGCGAACCAGUGCCGCGAGGUGUCGACAAGUGUGUUGACGGAACUCUCUCGCGCCACGGACUUGCAAGCUCUGUUGGACGUGUGUUCCACAGUCUGCGGUAGACGGGAACUCCUCGAAGCCACCAAGUCACUUGAUUAUGCCCAGUCCUCGUCUAACCGCGUGAACGUGUUCACCACUCUCGGUGACUUAGGCUCCGCCCCUCUGACAGGAAUUGAUCCAAUCGGCGCAGUUGGGACAUUUGCGGGUGAGGAGGAUUGGCGCAGUCUUCUUAAUGCCAAUGCUUCAAGAACAUUUUCGCGACUCGAGUCUCACUUGUUGGCUACUCCCGCCUUACCAGAAGGCUCCGAGUUAGCCGAUGGAGUGUGCGGUGGCUACGUCAAUGAGCCUUCUACUGUAGAAGAGGUUUUGGCGUAA
This is a messenger RNA of Mesocestoides corti, 1440 nucleotides long. Lineage: Eukaryota; Metazoa; Platyhelminthes; Cestoda; Cyclophyllidea; Mesocestoididae. The record is from the annotation of a GenBank genome assembly.